Molecule: messenger RNA, 1451 nt
Organism: Capsella rubella
Lineage: Eukaryota; Viridiplantae; Streptophyta; Magnoliopsida; Brassicales; Brassicaceae
Product: 5'-adenylylsulfate reductase-like 4
Exons: 4
Coding region: 291-1229 (312 amino acids)
Source: RefSeq, a predicted model, not a curated record
UUUGUUCCAACGAGCAAUAUACCCAGAGUGACCAGCAGCAACCACAACCGCUUCUUCUUCUCUCCUCCUCAUCUUCUUCCAUUGAUACCCUUCAAAUAUCUCUCCCACCUUAAUCCCAAUAACGUUACAUACACAUCUCUUCAAAAUCACACCACCAUUGAUUCAAUUCAAUUCCCAGAUUCACCAAUCUAUUUUGUCGGCAACAACAACAACAAAUCUGCACCAUUUCUAUUCUGGGUUUGAGUUGGGGAGGAGGAAGAAGAGAGAUAGCUUCUGGGUAUAUUCGUUUAAUGGAGAAAGGGAUCUUUUUUAUGCUAUUGGUCAUGGUGUUUUGGAAUCUAACGUUUAUUAACGCCGACGCCGACGAUUUCUCCGUUAGGGUUCCGUUUUGUGCUACGAGGUCUAUUAAAGAUUACAUCUUUGGGUUCCGAGAUCAGACUUGUGUUGAAUCAUCCCAGCGUCCUCGUUUUGUUGUUGUCACCGAGGGUGAUGAGCGUUGGUUGCAAAUAGCUUUGGAUAUGAUACAUAAGAACAAGUGUGAUUAUGUGGCUUUGCUUUUCUAUGCAUCGUGGUGUCCUUUCUCAAGAUCGUUUAGACCGAGUUUUGAUGUUGUUUCUUCUCUUUACUCUUCUAUUCCGCAUUUUGCGAUUAAGGAAUCGUCUGUUAAGCCGAGUACCCUUUCCAAGUAUGGAGUUCAUGGGUUUCCUACGCUUUUGCUUUUGAAUUCGACUAUGCGGGCGCGAUAUCGAGGGAGUAGAAUGCUUGAUUCUCUUGUUGCUUUCUAUAGUGAUGUUACCGGCAUUGAAACGCUGGAUAAAACUUCUCUUGAGAGAAGCGUAUCAGUUCUUCAUCUCGAGAACCAAAACAACACUGAGCCAGAAAACUGCCCCUUUACAUGGGCAAGAUCACCUGAGAAUAUGCUUCGACAAGAGACCUAUCUGGCUCUUGCCAUUGUAUUUGUCCUGUUGAGAUUGCUCCACUUGAUAUACCCUACACUCGUUGUCUUUAUGAAAUUCACUUGGAGACGGAUUGCUCAGAACAUGAGACUUGAAAGCCUGCUAGAACACACCGUCGGGUUUCUGAGCCGAGCUGUACAAUUAUGCAUGCACAGGAGGAGCAAUCUUCAGGGAGGAGCUAUGAACGCCAGAGCAUGGGCCUCCAAGUCUUUGGCCACUGUCUCAAUUGGGGAUUCAAGUUCAUCAAACAGAGGAAGUUCAGCUUCUCAGUGACUUCUAAAGUUCUAUAAUAUAGCAAAUGUGGUCAGCUAAAAUGUUUUUGGCUGUAUCAGUUACAGCUUUUCAGGAAAAGUUUUGCCUCUUUCCUGUAUAAUCACUAGUUCCUCUAGACCAACAACUUUGGAGAGGGCUUAAUUCAUAGCUGAACAUUUUGUAGUAGAAGUGUAUAUGUCAUAAGAUGGCAAGAUUAUAAGUCAAUUCAUAUUUUUUUGUCAA